UUCUAGAAAAGCCAGUUCACGUUUCUCACUUCAUUUUCUCUCUUGUUCUUGUUUUUUCCUUUAUUUUCCUCCAUGUUCUUUCUAUGCAAACACUACUUUCACAUGGUAUCAGAGCAAUAUUGAGGAUCUAGUGAGUUCAGAAUGGAAAAUUCAGGAGUUCCGAAUGUGAUGAACUCAUUUGCAGGUUUAAUUUCAAAAAAGAAUAAAGCUUCUUUGAUCACUGCUUCUCCGUUUUCCAGUAGCAUCCUGAAGCUAAAUAGUGAAAAUUUUCUAGUAUGGAAGUCUCAAAUUCUUCCUAUACUGUGAGGUCACAAACUUGAUAAGUUUGUGUUGGUUGAUGAGCCAUAAUUCAUGCAAGAAUUUGUUUACAAUGAUGCAGAGGUAAAUGAUCACAAUCUAUCAACCUAUUCUCUUGAACAGCAGUUGUGGAUUUUACAGGAUCAACUAUUGCUUGGUUGGUUGACUACUGCAAUCGAAGUAGAGGAACUUGUAGAUCUUGUUGGCCUAAAAACCUUAAGAAGAUUAUGGACAGCAAUAGAAGGGAUGUAUUCUUGUCAAUCUGAAGUACUGAUGCUUCAACUUAGGAACAAAUUACCAACAACAAAGAAAGGCUCAAUGAAGAUUCUUGAUUACUGUAAAAAGAUGAAGAAAAUUGCUGACUGUAUGUGUGCUGGUGGUUUUUCUAUCUCUAAGAAGGAGCUUGUAAUGUGCAUCUUAACUGGUUUAGGGCCAGAGUAUGACACAGUGCGAGUCAAUUACACAAGCAGACCACCUUUGCCAAGUCUCCAAGAGGUAAAGAAUUAUCUAUCUCAUUAUGAGACUACUCUUGAGCAGCAAAAUACUAUGGCUAUGUUUCAUUCUGUAAAUAUAGUAUCUGCCUUUAAUCAUCGGUCGACUUUGAAUCAUAAUAAUACUCUGACCUUAUCUACUUCUGGUAUAAUUCCAUUAACAACAAUGGUGUCUAUUCAAACAUUUCUAACACUAAAGAUUUUGGUUAUGGCAAAACUGGUUUUUAUGAGAGAGGAGGAUAUGAUGAUCAACGUGGUAGAGGUUAUUAUGGAAGAAAUAGAGGUAGAGGAAGAGGUACUAAGAAUUGCAAGCCUCAAUGUCAGAUUUGUUGGAUUGUUGGUCAUUUGGCAAGUGUUUGUUACCAUAGGGAUUCCAACCCUGGAAAUUCAAUUUUUUAAGGGUUUCAUGGAAAUGACUAUCUGCAAAACUCACAAGGUUUGAAUGCUCAGUUUUUCCAAUUGACAAUCCUGCAUUGCUCAAUUCUAGCAUUCCUGGUGGUCUCAUUCCAACAUCGUUUAUUGGUAUGAAUACUGGUUAUAUAACUCAACCUGGUGUAACUCAACCAAAUUAUGGCUAUUUUGGUGGAGGAAUGCCUUUAAAUGCUGCUGGUUCUGCUUCAAUCAUUCCUUAUCAACAUAUGGGCAAUGGAGAAUAUAACCGUGAAAGUAAUCAGGUUAAUGUUCAUUGAAAUUACAGGGACACAGGAAUGCAGCUAGGUACCAAUGGAUUUUCAGGACAAGCAUCAGCUAAUAUAGCUACCACACCAGUCUGGAUGGGAGAUCCAAACUGGUAUUUGGAUAGUGGUGUAACAAACCAUGUUGUUGUUGAUGGGAAUAGUUUGUACAACAGUUUGAAUAUAAUGGUAAAAACAAGCUUCUUGUUGGUAAUGGUCAAAGUCUUGACAUUGCAAGUGUAGAUGGGACUAGUGGUUUUUCAAGGAAUGCUUGAAGAUGGACUUUACAAGCUGCAAAUACCUUAUAAACAAGCACAACAAGGUGUUGGAACAUGCUUGGGAUCUCAGCAAGUUGUCUACAACAAUGCUAAUACAAGCUUAGUAAGGAAUAAAGCAAUGUGCGUGCUGUUUGGAACCAUUUCUUCUUCAUAAAAAGAGCGUAAUUCAUUUCUUGAUUUUGAAAAUUGAGCUA
Molecule: messenger RNA, 1934 nt
Organism: Ziziphus jujuba (common jujube)
Lineage: Eukaryota; Viridiplantae; Streptophyta; Magnoliopsida; Rosales; Rhamnaceae
Exons: 2
Coding region: 352-1230 (292 amino acids)
Source: RefSeq, a predicted model, not a curated record